Messenger RNA from Cotesia congregata, 489 nucleotides. NCBI's taxonomy places the organism in Eukaryota, Metazoa, Arthropoda, Insecta, Hymenoptera, Braconidae. The record is from the annotation of a GenBank genome assembly.
AUGAUUAAGCGUUGUGUGUUUUUGUUGUUAAUUUUUGGAUUAUUAAACAGACAAGUAUCAGCGGCUGGAGGAUGGCUGCUCUGUUACAAGUGUAACAGUAACCAACCAGGGUGUGGAACUCCCUUUAAUUGGUUGUGGUACUGGGGAGAGUACUGUCCAGAACCUGAUGAUGUGUGUGUUAAAGUUAUAGAACGCAAAGGAGCCGAGACUUUGAUAACUCGUGACUGCUUGAGCUCCCUGAAAGACUUCCGUACCGAUAUACCUGCCGAUCACUACGAAGGUUGUCGUCCAGCUGCCAAGGACGUUCGCCUGGGCCACUUCGUCAACAACACCAUCAAAGAGCUGGAUAUUCACCGGGACUACUACGAUGAAGUCAACUGGUGCUUCUGCUACUUCGACAAUCGGUGCAAUUCUGCAACCGGUUUGCAGUCAGCGAAGUUUAUCAUUCCUGUAGCUUUACUCUCUUUAAUUUACAAAUUUAGUUAUUAA